UAUGCUUUCCCUCACCCGCCUGCAGUGGGGUUAAUAAUGCCCAGCAUUAACUAAUAGGAAAUCAAAUCAGAAGAUACCCAGAACACAAGUAGCUGAUGCUCAGAGAGCAGUAUUAAGGCGAGCACCCGCAGACCGGACCUGGAUGAUUCUCUGGAGUUCACCUCUAGCGGCCCCCUCCCCUUGGAGCCGCGCAAGCGUACACUGACUUUGCUCCUCUCUAGUGCCCCCGCCUCCAACAGCCGCCCCCCCGCACCCCCUCCCCGUCUGCCCAACACGCAGGCGCGUCUCCUCAAAUCCUGUCCCUACACCCCUCCUCUUUCUCUUCAUUUCGUUCCCCCUCCUCUUGCAGCACCUCAGCAGGUUCAAACUCUUCUCCGGGAGAGUGGCGGCGAUCGCGAGGUCACGUGAUGAGCAUCCUGCUGCCCAACAUGGCGGAGUUCGACACCAUCUCUGAACUGGAGGAGGAGGAAGAAGAAGCGGCAACGUCGUCGUCGUCGCCGUCGUCGUCGUCGUCUGUAUCUGGACCCGACGAUGACGAGGAGGAUGAGGAGGAAGAGGGGGAGGAAGAGGAGGAGGAGGAGGAAGAAGAGGAGGAGGAGGAAGAGGAGGAGGAGGCGCCGCCCCCGCCUCGGGUAGUGAGCGAGGAGCAUCUGCGGAGAUAUGCUCCCGACCCUGUAUUAGUGCGGGGUGCCGGCCACAUCACUGUGUUUGGCUUGAGCAACAAGUUUGAUACUGAAUUUCCCUCCGUUCUAACAGGGAAGGUGGCCCCAGAAGAAUUUAAGACCAGCAUUGGCCGUGUGAAUGCAUGUUUGAAAAAGGCUCUCCCGGUCAAUGUGAAAUGGCUGCUGUGUGGUUGUCUCUGCUGCUGUUGCACACUGGGUUGCAGCCUAUGGCCUGUUAUUUGUCUCAACAAAAGAACCAGAAGAUCAAUUCAGAAGUUAAUAGAAUGGGAAAAUAACAGAUUAUACCACAAGCUUGCUUUGCACUGGAAGUUGACUAAGAGGAAAUGUGAAACUAGCAAUAUGAUGGAGUAUGUAAUACUAAUAGAAUUCUUACCAAAAUAUCCCAUAUUCCGACCUGACUGAGGAGUUUUAUCCAGUCACUUCUGUGUUACCUGUCAUUUCCUACCCUUAGUGCCUUGUAGAUUUGGAAUGAAGAUGGUCUUCUUUGCUGUGUUCAACUUAUUCUUUAUAAUGGUAGAAUAUUCUUCUCACUCUUUUGUGUUGGUUUAUGAAGAACAUUUGCACAUCUUUUUGUCGUUAAAUGAGGCUUGUGUUUUGCACUCUCAAUUUUAAAUGCACACACAUGUGUGUGUGCAUAUACAUAUAUAGAUAGUUGCCAUUAAAGAUAAAUCAUCAGUGUUGGUGUUUAAAAAACAAAAACUUGUUCUGAGCAUGCUGCCUUAUAAUUUUCAUAUUCAUUGUUUCUAAACUCGCAUCAUUUUUCUAGGCUACUUGAUGCUCUGUAAUCCCUUACUGGACAAACUUAAAUAAGCUUUUGGUAGCUUUUAGAAAUGGUUUUACUCUGCUUUUAAAGGACAUGCAAUUAAUGGCACUGGUUUUGUCCUGCACUUUGCUUUAUCACUUAUGUUAGUGGAUAAAAUACUUAAACUCCUAAAGACUUGUAAAUAUUGCCUCUUUGCAUAAUGUAAAAUGUGGUAUGCCAUGGUUUACAUAAUGUAAUAUUACUCUUAUUGUAUUGCCAACAAUUUUACGUAAAUUUUAAUAUGAAUGAAGUUUGCAAGCAUCCCUUUGAAUGUAGAGACUGCUAACAUGCUGUUUUAUGGCAAGGCCAUAAUGAGUAUGUUAAGAAUUUCAGGUGUAGGGCAAGGUUGCCCUUUGUAACAAGUGGAUUAAAAUUGAAAUUAUUAUCUCAGAUAUUCUGUAUUGCACCUGAAACCAUGACCUUUAUUUUUCCAUUUCAUUUAAUAAUUUCCAUUUUGUUCUCUACUCCUUCCCACAAAAAAAAUUACUUGACAUCUGACACAUUUCACAGUCUCACUAUCCUGCAUUUAUUAGCCUUUUCUUCCUUUGAAAAUACACACAGUUAUGACCUUUAAGGAGUAUUUUGAGAUUUCAGAUAUCUUCAGAAGGUAUCUAGACCCUCUUGAAAGCCAUUAAUGCCUUUCUGCAGUUCUGAUAUUCUAGUUUGAGAAAGAGAGAACUAAUUGAGAAGCUGUAGCUAAAGAAUAUAUAGCAGCUGAUUCAUAAUUGAAAAAAAUUCUCAGUUCUGUUUUUGAAGAUCUUUUAUAAAACAUUAAUGAGGAAAGACAAGUGUUUAGACAAAAUUAUUUUAGUUUAUAAAUUCAGCACAUAUGUAACAUUUAUUUGGUACAUAUGUCUCUAUUUUUCUUCACAAUUAAAAUGAUUGCUAGCACCACACAACUAGAAUUUGAAAAUUCAGUAUAAUGAAAGCUUUAUAUCCCAUUAAUUCAACUACAAAUGUAUGCCUGUUUGCAGGCAUUAUUUGUAACUCAUAGUGCUAAAAAUAAAAGUGUCUAGGGCUCAAUAAUAUUUUGUCAUCUUACUCUUACUGCUUUUAGUAAACCUUUUAGGCAAGAUUCAUCUCAGUGAAGUGGACAAUCAUUUAUUCAUACAAGGUCAAGCCUUUUUAAGCCACUCUUAAAAUUUAUGCCUAAUUUGAAAUCCAUAGUCCUUGACCAGUUUUAAAAAGAGAUAAAAAGAAGAUACUAUUUGUUAUGUGAUUAUAAUUGUGUGCACAAACACUUUUCCACCUUCCUCUGUGCCCCAUUACCUCUGUGCCACUCAGCCACCCCAAAUCUCUAACCUUUAAUAAUAUGUAUGCCUGCAAAUAUCAUGUGUUUGCCUGCUGCAAAAUUCAAGGUGUAUUUUUAUAGACAAGGUAGAGGCCUCUGAAAAUGUAUACCAAAUGUCUUGUUUUAUAGCUAAGGUCAGGGAAAAAUUGUAUCUGAGGUUUAUGUUCCAGCUAAUGUUAUCAAAUUUACGCUUCAAACUGUGAUAUUUUAAUACCAAAAUCGAUUUUCAGCAUAAUAUAAAAUGUCUCAAUAUCACUGAUAGGAUAAUUGCCUUUAAGUGUUAAUCCUUAGAAGUCUUAUUUUUUUUUUCUGUAACCUUAGAAUUUGAUCAUAUGAUAGUCAUAGGAACUUUUUCUGCCAUGUAUAAAUCACACUUGGUUUUGCUCAAAGAACAGCAGGAAGUGGUAAAUUGUUUCCAUGAAACAAUUAUUGAGAAUGGGAAUAGAAUGUAUCUGGAAAUAACACGGUAUAAUUCAAGUUACAGUAGCAUUUGUCACAAAAACCAUUUGUCAGCAUGUGUAAACUUAAUUUUAAAGCCUAUUCUAAUCACUCAAGUUUGUUAUUUUAUGGUUCGUUAUGCUGGUUGACUCAUCUUAGUUUCUCCAACUACCCAAAAAAAUACCAAUUUUUUUCCUCUCUUGUAUGACCACUUUUUCAAACUGUUUUUCUUUGCAGGAGGCUGAUUAGCAAUUGAGUAUUUUGUAAUGUUUGCGGGGAGUGGUGCUUUGUUUUCAGUGAAAUUGGUUACAGUGAAUGCUAAAAUGACACAGCACACUGGUGAUUAAUUCCUCCCCCAUGGAGCCUUUUUUCUGUUACGCUUAGGAUAGAACAUACUUGUAAUUUUCCAUUAGGUUAGUAACAUACUUUUAUGAAAGUUGUUUUUAGACUGAAGAAAGUAAUUUUGAAUUUCUUUGUUACAUAAUAUUCCUUUAUGAAACUUGUGAUAGUUUCCAGAGCAAAACAACUUGUAUUUGCCAAAGUAUAUAAAUCUCACAAGGCUUUAAGGUUACAAGCUAAGAUUGUUUUUUUAAAUUAAUGUUCCAGUGUUUCUCAUUGGCCCAAGAUUCUAGCUUAAUAAAUUUGACCAACUGCCUAUUUUUAAGCUUGUCCUAAAAGCCAAUAACAUGUUUAUUCCUAAUAACUAAUAUGGACAAGUGUUAUUUACAGAUUUAUUAACUCCAUCCCAGAUAUAUCUCCACUCUUUGUUCCCUCCUAACACUUAGGCUAGUUUAGGAAAGAGACCACUGUAGUAAAACUUUAGAAGAAGAUGGAGAAGUGCCUUGUCUUUUUAGAACAAAGAUAACACAUUACGUGUAAGGAAGCAUAAUAAAUGAAUUGGUAGAUUAUUAGAUUGGAAAUCAUCCUUUUCAAUUAGGUUUAAGAAUAUUUUGCUGGUGUAUUAUCUUUUAUUUAUUAUGUAAAGCCUCUUUCCUUCCUUUUCCCCAAUCAUGAUAUAUUAGUGACAAAAUAUUAUAGAACCGGACUAUUAGUCACUUAAAAAAACAGUAUAAUUCUAAACAUGUAAUUGAACAUGUAAUUUGAUUUAGUUCUGGAAGGACAGUUGUCUUUGAUUAAAGCCCCACCAAAACCCAUUUAAGUAUUUAAUGUACAUCCUAUUCAUAUUAUGGCCUGUAAACACUAAUAUCUGAGCAAUUAAACUCAUCUACCAUUUUGAUGAAAUUUGAAUAAGUUUAAAAACGUGUAAGCCUUUGAACAAAUGUGUGAAAGCUUUAAAAGAUCAUUAGCAUUUUUAUUUUGUUUACAAAUAAGCUUCCAUUUAAAAAAAAAAAAAACUCACUACUUGAAUGUUAAGCUCUCAAACAAUAUUGUAUUUAAAGGUACUAUAUUGACCUAGGAGGAUAUAGAAAUUAUAUUCACCUGAUUAACUGGAGCAGUUUCACAUAGUGGAAAUACUUUUUUGCUAAUUUGAUUAUAAGUGCUCAAAUUUAUUGAAAUUAGAUUCUCUUAUGCCUGUAGAAGUAUACUUUAAAAAUAUUUUGCAACAACUGUCAAAUUAUUUGGGUUCCUUUAAAUAGCAAACAGUUGGGAAAUGUUCCACAAAAAAAUGCAUAGGUUUUAUUAAUACCUGUUCAUGUAGUAUGUGGACUAAAACAAUCGGUAUUUAUCUGUAUGUAUAAAUGAAUGAUCUUAUCUUGCCCCAAAUUUUUCUUACCUGAUUCUGAGCCAGCCUUUUUGCUUUGAUGGCACCCUGUGAGUAUGUUCCAUUUUCUGUGAACUUUGUCAAAUUCAUACAAUAUGAGGAAAUGAUCUAAUAUUGUGGGCCCCAGGCAGGUCAUCUUAAUUGCAUGUCUGUCUCUUCUUCUGUAAAAUUAUGGGGUGGAACCUAGAGUUGGACAAAAAAUUAGAGAUCACUUAACAUUCUGUGAUUCAAAGAAUUCUUAGGAAAUUUUUACUCUGUAGAAUCUCAGAAUGAUUACUCUCAGAUCUACUGUUCUUGGUGGAAACUCUCACAGUGCCUUGCAUGCAGUAAAGGUUUGAUUUGCCGACUGGCUGCUGGCUGAUGUGUGUUAAUUAUCACACAGACUCCAAGAACCUGAUGCUUGCUAGACCUUAGUUCCCCGGUGAUGCUAAGAGUAAAUGUAGUUUUCCUAGGAACUGAGCACUGAGGUCUGUGUGCUUUGCCUGUGUAGAAUCUGUCUAUGCAGUUGGUAUUCAGGCAAGAAUUAUAGCUGUAACAACAAUGGAAAUAUUGGAGGACCCACUUUUGCAUUUAUGUAAAGAUUUCAUAUCCUAUCCAACAUUUACUUUAGUGUCUAAUCAAAUUCCAUACCCUCAAAAAGAUCUGUUGGAACAAAUUUAUAAAAUUAGGUGGAAAGGAAAGUGGUAUGGGUCUCAAAUGCAAGUCACUUCUGGUUUAAUUAUUGGCUCUGCUGCUUAAUUCCUCUGUACCUCACGUCCUCAUUGUUGAAGUGGGGACAAUAAUCUGGACCUACCUCACAGGGGAAUUGAGGAUAUUUUCAUAUAUUAGUGUGCUUUGAAGUUGAUUGAAAGAUAUACUGGAUAUCAUAAUUAUAUAAUUUUUAAAUAGAUUUCUUUAAAUCCAUGCUGUGUUUUCUUUCUCAGUCAGGUCCUACAGAAUGACUAUUGCAGUUGAUCUGUUGUUUUAAUAGUAAAUUUUGUUAUUAAUCCCCUAUAUGUUAAAAGUGGGUAAUUGUAUUAUGUUAAUACAUAUUUAGGGAGGAAAAGCAGGUGGAUAUAAAUCGGUGGUUCCCAACUUCAGCAGAUGAUAGUAGUGGAGGGUAUCCUUGAUCUUUUUGUAAUAUUUCAAAAAGUAUAUUAGAAAUUAUAUAUUUACCCAUAAUAUUCCUGCUUCACAAGCCAAUUAAGACAUUGAAUUUCCAUGCAUCUUGCCUAUAUUCUCUCAAUUCUGUGUUAUCACUGCUUGCUUAUUAACAACUGAUCAAAAGCUGUGAACGGCAGUAUGUUUUUGAUUAAUAAUAAAAUAAGCCUAUUAUGUGCAUCUUAUUAAAUACUUGGAAACAUGGGAAAAAGAAUAAUGAAGGGAUUCUUAUGGUAAAAAUGUUGGGAACCACUUUUGUAAAGGAACUAAGAUUAUUUGACCCUCUCCACAGAUUGCUUACCUAGUCUCUAAAUAAUGAAAUGCGUGUGUUUGCGUGUUUUGGCUAUAUUAGGCUAUAUAACUCAAGGUGAAAAUUUGCCUUCAGUUUUUUUUUCUGUUUUAGAAUAUAACUGGCCUAGUUUAUUUAGGUGUGUACAUGUUGCUCAUAUAUACACACACAUAGAGGAUUACAAAUGUGGAAAAUGUUAUAAUGUCAUAUUAUAGCAUUGGACUAAAUAUCAAUUUCUGACUCUUAAAGUAGUUCUGUAUAUAAAUUCAACAUGAUGAAUCAAGGCAAUAAUUUCUCAAAUGUUCUUUUAUUUCUUUGUUUUUAUCUCGACUUUUUUUUCCAUUGUUUCUAGUAUGCAAAUAGUGUAAAAUUGUUUUAAUGCCUGGACUUUGAAACAAGUAACAAGUGUUUGAAAGUAUAUAAUCUACAAGCGAAUUUGCCCUCCUUGGACUAACCACAUACAAAUAUUAAUCUGGCUGCAAGAACAGGAUAUCCAGGUAACUAGAGGGUGGGCAUUGAUAAAAAUAUCUGGUAGAGAAGCCUAGGAUUUUGACUUUUUGUCAGAGGAUUCCUGUUGGGACAGCUUUACCAGAAAAGAAUAAUAGUGGAUAUGAUCGUCCAAACUAAGAACUUUCAUGCAUCUUGCAUUGUUACGUAGCCUGUGGAAUGAAUUCAUUUUUUCUCCCUUGAGUCCAAGAAUGACUUCCCUGGAAAAACUUAAUCUAUAUACAGCUGUGCCAAAAUGAAGGAUACCUGCCUCUCUGAAACUUUCACUGCUGCUUCUGUCAUUGUUCACUUGUCAGAUAAAAUUUUAUUAUCUCAGGAUGCAAACUUAAAAUAAAGUGUAAAUCUAUGUUAA
Piliocolobus tephrosceles (Ugandan red Colobus) is the source of this 7225-nucleotide messenger RNA. RefSeq names its product cysteine rich hydrophobic domain 1 (gene CHIC1). The transcript is spliced from 6 exons. The record is from RefSeq and is a predicted model, not a curated record. Lineage: Eukaryota; Metazoa; Chordata; Mammalia; Primates; Cercopithecidae. Bases 408 to 1085 code for a protein of 225 amino acids.